This is a messenger RNA of Plasmodium gallinaceum, 480 nucleotides long. Its product is annotated as conserved Plasmodium protein, unknown function. The coding region runs from base 1 to 480 and encodes 159 amino acids. The record is from RefSeq and is a predicted model, not a curated record. NCBI's taxonomy places the organism in Eukaryota, Apicomplexa, Aconoidasida, Haemosporida, Plasmodiidae. The transcript is spliced from 7 exons.
AUGAAUAGGGAACGACUAGAAAAAGAAAGAUUAUUACAAAGGAAUGAAAAACAUAUAAAAAAUAUUGUUGUCGAUAAUAUAAUAGCUGAUGAAAAGUGCAAAAAUAAUGACAAUACUUACUUAAGAAAAAAAGAUGCAGAAUACAAUGAUUUUAAAUGUAAAGAGAAGCAGAAAUUAAAGGAAUAUAUAAAAAUUGAAAAUAGAAGGAAAGAAAAUUUAGAUAGAGACGAAAAUAGGUGGAAAAAAGUAGAACUUAGCGUUCAAAAUGAAAUAGAUAAAACUAAAAAGCUACAACAAAUGUCUUUUAAAAGUGAAAAAAAUAAAUCAAAAUGCAGUCAUGAUAUAAUAAACCAUGAAUUCAUAAAUUAUGAAGAAUCUAUGAAAUUAGAAAAAAAAAAAAACGCUUGUAUUCUUAAUAGAAGAAAAUUUUUGUCUGAAGUAAAUGGAUCACACAAUCCCAUUACAGCUAUCCACAAUUAA